AUUGAACGGUUCCCUUAACAGAACAAUAAAGACCACAUUACUAUAAUAUGUUAUCUGCUCCAUUCCGUACCGCCUUGAGGGCCCCACUUGUGUCCAGAGCUGUUGCUAGACCAGCCAUGAUUGCCAGACCAACCAUGAUGAGAUUCCAAAGAAACUACUCUGCUCACCACGAAGAAACCUUUGAAGAAUUCACUGCUAGAUACGAAAAGGAAUUCGAAGGUGCUUACGAUCUUUUCGAAGUCCAAAGAAUCUUGAACAACUGUUUCUCUUACGAUUUGGUUCCAGCCCCAGUGGUUAUUGAAAAGGCCUUGCAAGCAUGCAGAAGAGUAAACGACUACCCAACUGCCGUCAGAACCUUUGAAGCUUUGAAGCACAAGGUUGAAAACAACUCUCAAUACGAAGCCUACUUGGAAGAAUUAAAGGACAUUAGACAAGAAUUGGGCAUUGACUUGAAAGAAGACUUGUACGCUGAUGAGGCUUAGAAAAACCCACCCCACCCAUUACAUUUACUUCCAUUGUGUCAUUCAUGGAGCAACAACGUAGUUUGUUGUUGCAAUUAUAUUGUAUAUCUCUCAAUAAAAGGUAUUACUUGAGA
Molecule: messenger RNA, 595 nt
Organism: [Candida] anglica
Lineage: Eukaryota; Fungi; Ascomycota; Pichiomycetes; Serinales; Debaryomycetaceae
Source: the annotation of a GenBank genome assembly